Messenger RNA from Mercenaria mercenaria, 796 nucleotides. RefSeq lists its product as uncharacterized. The record is from RefSeq and is a predicted model, not a curated record. The annotation marks the transcript as partial. The transcript is spliced from 2 exons. Gene Ontology annotation, molecular function: zinc ion binding. NCBI's taxonomy places the organism in Eukaryota, Metazoa, Mollusca, Bivalvia, Venerida, Veneridae.
UAUCAUGCACUUAGUACGUUAUAACAAAUGCCUGUUUUGAUCUGAAUUAUUUUUGUUCAGCGAAUAAAGUUUACGUUUUGGAAGUUAUUACACGUAUGUCUUAUGAACAAACAUAGUUCCAUGAAUUGUAAGAAUAUCAAGCUUCAUUGUGUGUUUAAAAAUUUACAACUUCAUUGUGCGUUUUCAAGUUUACAAGACAAUAUUAUCUGAUUUCUUUUGUAGAGUUACUUGAACUCAUGUUGCGAUUAAAUAUUCGUGUUGUGAUGCCACUGGGAGAGUCUGCAAGUGAAGUUAUUCAGCGUGUACAUGGGUUUAUACAAUAUGCAGUAAAAAACAACAGAAUCUUCGGAGAGGAUUCUAUCCCACCUAUUGUUCACACCUACAAGAAAACUUAUAAAUCAGUCCAGCAGAUACUUGGAAAGAUAUUCGUCUCUCAGGAUACUCAAGUUGAAGUGCUGCAAGACCAGUCAGAUGUGUCCUUCAAAAUAAACUGCAUUUCCUCAAAAGACUUGGCACAACGUCUUACCAUAUACCAUGGAGUUGAUUUCCAGGAGGCCAUAGCAGAUUUACAAAAGAGUUUAGAGACUGAAGAAGAGCGGAAAUGGAAGUAUGAUGUUGAGACAUGUUGUAUCUCUCAAAACUUGAAAGAUAUCACCAAACAGCUAAAUGACAGUGGUGUAUUAAAUGGUUCAUGUACUGACCUUAGAUGUGAGAGACAUGACGGUACACAGUGUUCGUGGUAUUGCAGAGAACAUGGAAAGUUUUUUUGCAAGUCGUGUAAGGAAACCAACCAUAG